Messenger RNA from Xenopus tropicalis (tropical clawed frog), 855 nucleotides. RefSeq names its product cytochrome c, somatic (gene cycs). The record is from RefSeq and is a predicted model, not a curated record. Gene Ontology annotation, cellular component: mitochondrial intermembrane space. Bases 266 to 583 code for a protein of 105 amino acids. The transcript is spliced from 4 exons. Gene Ontology annotation, molecular function: heme binding; electron transfer activity. Lineage: Eukaryota; Metazoa; Chordata; Amphibia; Anura; Pipidae.
AGCGCGCUGAUUGGAUAGCAGGCUGAUAAUGUAGUAUUGUCGUCAUAAGCCGGUCGUAGGGUUUGGUUGCAAAAACACCGGUUACAAAGGAGUGGGCGCAGCGUGUCCUUGGGAGUAGAACGUCGGAGACCGAAGGGGCAGGAGUUCUCAGUAACACAUACAGAGCAAGAGACGGGGACCUUGGGUGUUACAGCCAUUACUGAGCUACGUCUUGCUGCACCCCCCACUGACUGCAGCGGUAACCGGGAUUGAUGAAGGUGCAAACAUGGGAGACGCUGAAAAAGGCAAGAAAAUCUUUGUUCAGAAAUGUUCCCAGUGCCACACUGUAGAGAAAGGAGGCAAGCACAAAACUGGGCCUAACCUUCAUGGCCUGUUUGGACGCAAGACUGGACAAGCAGAAGGCUUUUCCUAUACUGAUGCUAACAAAAAUAAGGGAAUUGUUUGGGAUGAGGGUACCCUUCUGGAAUAUCUAGAAAAUCCUAAGAAGUACAUUCCUGGAACAAAGAUGAUCUUUGCUGGCAUUAAGAAGAAGGGCGAGAGACAAGACUUAAUAGCAUAUCUAAAACAGUCAACCAGCAGUUAAUAACCAUAUGUCCUGCCUUAUUUAUUUCAGGGAUUGUUUGUGAUGAGAUACUGUAAGAUUUUAUAUAUAUUUUUAUUUGUACUGUCCAUACAUCUUUUAGAGGGUGUCUCAUCAGCCAGAGAAUGUAAAUCUUGAGGGAGAUCAUUGAAAUGAAUUUGGCUAUGUCUCCAGUGUUUUUUGAAGUCAAAAAUGCUUAUUGAUCUAAACAUCUAAUAAAACUGUCCAUGUUAAUAACAGCCAUUUUAAUGUCUUUUAAUAAACCAUAAAAUGUG